This is a messenger RNA of Knipowitschia caucasica, 852 nucleotides long. The record is from the annotation of a GenBank genome assembly. Lineage: Eukaryota; Metazoa; Chordata; Actinopteri; Gobiiformes; Gobiidae.
AUGCCAAAACCAAACCUGAAGGAAAGGGGCAAACAACAACCUCACGAGGACACCACUCUGGAAGACCCUGGAGGCUCCAUUUCCUUGUCCGAUAUAAUGAACGAAAUCAAAAUAUUCCGGACGGAAACCACGGAAAACUUUGAAACCGCAAAGAAAGACAUUAAAGGAAUUAAAGAAGAAAUCGGUCAAUUAAAUCUACGAGUCGGUACAGCAGAGGAACGGAUCGCGGAAACUGAAAGCCGUGAUAUUGAAUUGACCAAAGUUCUCAUCCAAGUAUUACGCAAACAAAAACUACUCGAGGAAAAGUGCCAAGAUCUAGAGAGCCGAUCGCGCAGGAAGAACCUUCGGAUUUACUCAGUUCCUGAGAAAUCAGAAGGAAAUAAUAUGGUCAAAUUCAUUUACAAAUUCCUGAACAAAAGGCUGGGAAUCACUGAAGUUCGCAUUGAAAGAGCGCACAGAGCCGCCCCUUUGGUGACUGACGGAGGCGCCGACAGGCGGCCCGGAACACCGAAGCGACCUGGAUCAAUCGUGGUCCGUUUUCAGAGUUACGUGGAGAAGCAAAGGGUGCUCCAGGCCGCAUGGACCAAAAAGGACAUACGAAUCAAGGACAGCAGGAUCUUCUUCGACGAGGACUUCUCAGCGCAGGACCCCCCGACUGCAGCAGAGGGGUUGCGUGAGUUUGGGAUAACAAUGGAAAGUUCCCCUAAAGAGCCGGAUUUGGAGGCUACCCUGCAGGCGGCAGGCUGGGAGAGCCCCCGCAGAGGCAGAGGAGGACGCGCAGAUGAGCUGACCUCAAGCCUAAAUACACUGCUUUGUUUGCCCACAACUCAAGUGGACACUGUCGUAACCUAA